Molecule: messenger RNA, 2388 nt
Organism: Cloeon dipterum
Lineage: Eukaryota; Metazoa; Arthropoda; Insecta; Ephemeroptera; Baetidae
Gene: mRRF2
Product: mitochondrial ribosome recycling factor 2
Exons: 12
Coding region: 102-2351 (749 amino acids)
Biological process (GO): ribosome disassembly; mitochondrial translation
Cellular component (GO): mitochondrion
Molecular function (GO): GTPase activity; GTP binding
Source: RefSeq, a predicted model, not a curated record
GGAUCUGGCAUGGAUGGACGAUAGCCUUAGUUUCUCUCAACAUUCACAAACUUUCCGGCAAGGGCAAGAUUUUCACAAUCAAAAUAUUGAAGAAAUAAAAAAUGGCCUUGCUGACAGUGAGGAAAUUAUUGUUGUGGAAAGAGCGUUGCAGGAGACUGUAUCAUGUAGGUCAGAGUUGUCAGGUGCAAAGUUAUGGAAAUCUUCAAAAUAGCGAUGUCAUUGAUAAAAUUAGAAACUUUGGAAUUUUAGCUCACAUCGAUGCAGGUAAAACAACAACCACCGAGCGAAUGCUCUUUUACUCUGGUACAAUAAAACAAAUGGGAGAAGUUCAUCACGGAAAUACCGUAACUGAUUUCAUGGACCAGGAGCGUAACAGAGGAAUUACAAUUACCUCCGCUGCUGUAACCUUUGGCUGGAAUGGACACAGAUUCAAUUUGAUUGACACCCCAGGCCACAUCGAUUUCACAAUGGAAGUAGAACAAACUCUCCAGGUGUUGGAUGGAGCUGUUGUUGUUCUUGAUGGAUCUGCAGGUGUUGAAGCUCAAACAUGCACAGUAUGGAGCCAAGCCGACAAACACGAGCUGCCAAGAAUUGCAUUUGUGAACAAAAUGGACAGGGCAGAUGCCAGUUUUUCAAUGAGCAUUGAUUCGUUAGCGAGUAGACUAGGCGCUUACCCUGUAGCUUUGCAAAUACCUUUGAAAGAAAUUGGUGACAAAGGCAUUUCAAGUGUGAUAGACUUAGUGUCCAUGAAAUUGCUCGAGUGGGACAGAUUCAAGAGCAAACAAGUGAAAGUAAGUCCUUUGAAGGAAGACCUGCUGGAAAUGGCUGCGGAAGAGAAAAUUCGGCUUGUUGAACUGCUUGCUGAUGUGGAUGAAAUUCUCGCAGAAGAAGUUAUCCAACGGGAGAGCUUAUCAAAUGUUGGCCCUGCCGAGCUGAAGGCUGCUAUUAGGAGAGCAACACUCAGUAGGCUGUGCGUUCCUGUACUCUGUGGGAGCUCCUAUCACAACGUAGGAGUUCAACCAUUGAUGGACGCUGUUGGAUUUUACCUACCUUCACCCCUUGAUCGUCCAAAAGAUAGUCUAGUUGAAUUAUUUAAAGGCUCAUUUUGUGCUAGGGCUUUCAAAAUUCGACACGACGAACACAAAGGUGCUGUGACCUUUAUGCGUAUUUUUAGUGGAAAUUUACAAAAGGGUCAAAAAGUGUUCAAUGUUCGUCAGCAGAAGGCUGAGCAGACAGGACAAAUGAUGGUUGCUUAUGCUGAUGAAUUUCAAGAAGUCCAAGAAAUGAGUAGUGGGAAUAUUGUGUCUGUCACAGGCUUGAAGGACACGUUUGCUGGGGAUCUAGUCACUGGAAAUUUAUCGUCUGCAAAUAGUGCCAAAGAAAAGCUGAUGAAGUUGAAGGGAAUUGAUGCAAGCGAAGCAGAGCACAUUUUAGCAACAAGUGGAUCUUCUCUUGAUCCGGUUUUCUUUUGUUCCAUAGAGCCCCCCUCACAGUCCACCCAGAAAGCUUUGGAGAAGGCCCUAGCUGAACUGCAGCGAGAAGACAACAGCUUGAAGGUGUCUUUCAACCAGGAGACCGGCCAAAUGGUUUUGGGUGGAAUGGGAGAGUUGCAUAUUGAAAUUAUAAAGGAAAGAAUCGUGUCCGAGUACAAAAUUGACGUUGAUUUGGGACCCAUGCAAAUAGCAUACAAAGAAAUAAUUCAAGAUGCAGUAAAGGACUCACAUCAGUUCUCGCAAAAAAUUGGUUCGUCUCAAAAUAACGUCAACCUGACGAUUUCUUUGGAGCCGCAAGACCAGUAUAUAAAAUAUCAACUAGAGGUGGACAGAUUUGGAGAGAACGCUGCCAAGUUGAACUCCUUACCCCCGAAAAUCCAGAAUGCACUGAGGAAAGGAGCAGCAUCGGGCCUGAUGAGUGGACCACUACUCAACUGCUCUAUCGUUGGUGUGAAACCAGUUUUGCACGCUUUCAGCUCCUCAUUUGGCACGACUGAUACUGCCAUAAUUGCAGCUACCACGCAAUGCAUUCAGAAGCUUUUAAAAGUUGGAGGAACUCGGUUACUGGAGCCAGUGAUGCAGAUGGAACUGAUUGCUGACCCAGAUGUUGUUUCGGCAAUAAUUUCUGACCUAACAAGAAGGAGAGGAAAUAUUGUAACAAUUGCAGAGCGAGGAAAGCAAAAGGUGGUGGUUGCGCACACGCCAUUGGCAGAGCUCCUUGGCUACUCAACAGAACUGAGGACGAUGACUUCUGGAAGGGCAUCGUUCAGCAUGGAGUUCUUAGAGCUGAAGCAGAUGUCGCAAAUCGAAACCAAUACUGCCAUCAAAAGAGUCACUGGCUUUGAUCCGUCGUUUUGAUUAUUUCUGUCAGUAAAAGGUAACAAAGCUACUUAAA